Nothoprocta perdicaria is the source of this 882-nucleotide messenger RNA. RefSeq names its product microsomal glutathione S-transferase 1 (gene MGST1). Gene Ontology annotation, cellular component: mitochondrion; membrane. The coding region runs from base 68 to 532 and encodes 154 amino acids. The record is from RefSeq and is a predicted model, not a curated record. The transcript is spliced from 4 exons. NCBI's taxonomy places the organism in Eukaryota, Metazoa, Chordata, Aves, Tinamiformes, Tinamidae. Gene Ontology annotation, molecular function: glutathione transferase activity.
GGCGCUCGGUGCGGUGCCUGCGCGCUCCGAGGGGACGAGGCCGAGGUCAUUCGAGAGAAUUGCAGAAAUGGCUAAAGUGACCCAGCUAAUUGACAAUGAAGUCUUCCGGGCUUAUGUUACCUAUGCAACUAUUAUUCUUCUGAAAAUGAUGCUAAUGAGUUGUAUAACAGCGUACUACAGGAUCAGAAGAAAGGCAUUUGCCAACCCAGAAGAUGUACCUUUUGGUAAAAGUGAGAAUGCCAAAAAAUUUCUGCGAACUGAUACAGAUGUUGAACGUGUGCGCAGGAGCCACCUGAAUGACCUUGAAAAUAUUGUCCCCUUCUUUGGCAUUGGACUGCUGUAUGCUCUGAGCGGCCCCGAGCUGUCCACAGCCUUGCUGCACUUCAGGAUCUUCGCUGGGGCUAGGAUCUUGCACACUAUUGCAUACCUGACCCCGCUCCCCCAGCCUGGCAGGGGGUUGUCCUGGGCAGUUGGGUACGUGGUGACCUUCUCGAUGGCCUACAAAGUGCUGAAGACUGCACUGUACCUGUAACGGAGCUGCGUCCCUGUGUAGCGUUCACCGUUCCAGGUGAAGUUUACAUCAGGGUGUGCUGAUGUCUUGAAUGAGCCGUUGUAACCCCUUCAUGGUGACCCCAAUUCAGUUUCCAGCAGAGGCUUUUCAUUCCUGUUUAGAUAUGUUUCCUUUUAGAGGAGAAAAAAGAUCCUUCUCCCUAUAUUCCCUUUUCAAAGGCUGCAUUGCCAAAAUAUUAGAUUGAAUUUUCUUUCUGUGAUAUGUCAAGUGCUUAUGAUUCUAAGCAUAUGAUGAUGCUGUAUUGAUGGCAUAUGUGGUAAUUUUCUACAGAUGUACUAUUUUUGGCUCUAGCUCUGAAGUCUAAAUCAAUA